Vanessa atalanta (red admiral) is the source of this 3587-nucleotide messenger RNA. Its product is annotated as atlastin-like. NCBI's taxonomy places the organism in Eukaryota, Metazoa, Arthropoda, Insecta, Lepidoptera, Nymphalidae. Gene Ontology annotation, molecular function: GTP binding; GTPase activity. Bases 241 to 1803 code for a protein of 520 amino acids. The transcript has 10 exons. Gene Ontology annotation, biological process: endoplasmic reticulum organization; protein homooligomerization. The record is from RefSeq and is a predicted model, not a curated record.
UCGAAGUUACUUCGACGUCGCGUCGCGCCCACCGAUGACGUACGAUAAUCGUCUCUUUACUACUUAAAAUAAGCGUUUAUUAUAACUUUCGUUGAUAGACUCACUUGCUAGUCACAAACAUACGUCGUAGUGAGUGUUUUUUUAAAUAUCUAUUCUAUAUAUCGUAAGAAACAUAGUGAAGUUAAGUGUUUUUUAUUCCAAUUAUAGAGGAUUGUGUCAACUGGUACUUGAAGAUUAAAAAUGGAAGAUUUAAAUUCUGGUAAAGGUAUUCAAGUGUUAGUACCCGGUCCUGAUCACAAAUUCACGCUUAACGAGGAGGCCUUGGAGAAACUCCUGCUCAGAGAUGAUAUCAAAGACUGUCCAAUCGUCAUCAUCUCGGUCGCCGGCGCCUUUCGCAAGGGAAAAUCAUUCCUUCUUAGCUUCUUCUUACGAUAUAUGCACAAUAAGUAUAAUUUAAGUGAUGGCGGUUCAAAGUGGCUGGGAAACGCGGAUGAACCCUUGCAAGGUUUCAGCUGGCGCGGCGGCUCCGAGCGACACACAACAGGGCUGUUGCUCUGGUCACAGCCUUUUAUAGCGACACUGGAGAAUGGAGACAAGGUAGUGAUUUAUUUAAUGGAUACGCAAGGCACCUUCGACAGCGAGUCAACUGUUAAAGAUAAUGCUACAGUCUUCGCUCUUUCAACCAUGCUGUCCUCCGUCCAGAUAUAUAAUCUCUCGCAGAACAUAGAAGAGGACGACUUGCAGCAUUUACAGCUGUUUACAGACUACGGCCGAUUGGCGCUUGAGACUAGUAGUGGCAAGCCGUUCCAACGGCUGCAGCUGCUGGUGCGCGACUGGAGUUUCCCGUACGACUAUCCCUACGGCGAAAAGGGCGGUCAACAGCUGCUGGAAAAACGUCUUGCGAUACGCGAAGAGCAACACCAUGAGUUGCAGUCGCUGAGGCAUCACAUCGCCAGCUGUUUCGAGGAACUCAAGUGCUUCCUGAUGCCUCACCCCGGCCUGACCGUCGCAACUAACCCAAAUUUCAAAGGAAACCUUUCCGAUAUAAGUGAAGAGUUCAAGCAGGCUCUCAAAGAAUUCAUACCCAUGCUGGUCGCUCCCGAAAACCUAAUCGUUAAAAAGAUCGCUGGGCAGAAGGUGAAAGCGAAGGACCUCCUGCUCUACUUAAAGUCCUACAUGAAUAUUUUCAACGGAUCCACCUUGCCGGAACCGAAAACGAUUUUGGAGGCAACGGCGGAAGCGAACAACCUGUCCGCCGUGGCCGAAGCGAAGGAGGUGUACGAGACGCUGAUGGAGGAGGUGGCUGGCGGAGCGAAGCCCUACUUGCAGCCGUCGCUGCUGCAGCAGGAGCACCGGCGCGCCAGAGACAAGGCGCUGCACGCCUUCCGCUCCAAGAAGAAGAUGGGUGGCGAUGCGUUCAGCGAGAAUUAUGGCGAGAAGUUGUUCAAGGAGCUGGAGGAGCAGUACGAGCAGUACCGCCUGCGCAACGACGACAAGAACGUGCUGCGGCGGGCGGGCACGGCGCUGGUGCUGCUGGCGCUGGCGCUGGCGGCGUGGCUGCUGGCGGCGGCGGCGCGCGCGCUGGGCCUCGCCGCGCUGCACGCGCCGGCCGCCGCCAUCGCCCUCGCCGCCGCCGCCGCGCUGCUGCUGUGGGCCUACUCCAGGCUCACCGGCAACUUUGGGGAGCUCGCGCAGAUGUUGGACGAAAAGACGGCUGUCGUCAUACAAAUGUUCGGCGGAGUGGUGGCGCGGCAGGCGGCGGCGGCGGCGCUCGGCUACGGCGCAGACAAAAAGAAAACGUAGCAACGUCGCUGUUUAUUUUCAGUUUUUUAUUUGCACAUGAAAAGUUAUAUUUUUUUAUAUUAUUUAAGAAUAUUAAUAAUAAUUGCCAAUUUUUCUAAAUAAAUAGUUUUACAUAUUGAGAUAUAAAAAUAGAGGUAUAAAAAAAUAUAGGAUUGUAGAGGUUUCACUUCUAACCUCUACAACAAACAAAUAAAAAAUUAGCAGUAAACCUCUAUCACCCUUACCCUUGUGGUAUCGGUGUGAUGCAAUUGUGAAUUAGAUAAAGACGACGACACUGAAUAUAACUUUCAAUCGACGUUAGUUAUGGUAUUCUAAAUACAAAAAUUACUUGAAAAAAUUAACAAAGAAUAAUAUUUUUUCCGUCUCAUUUAGUUGAGCAAAGGACCAGCAUGCAAAGUCGUGAACUAAUGUAGGCAAAUAUAGCAUAUAAAAUAAUUUGCCUUUAAAAUCAACUACAUCAGUCAACUAUAUAUUUUUUUUUAAAUAAUUUGAUUAACAAAAACUCUCAGAUACGUGGGAAAACCCAAAACAAGUUUAUUGACAACACCGUGAUUUACCCUCUUAGUAAUAAACAUUGUAUGUCGUAUCGACGAAUAAGCAGCCAGAUAAUGCCUUGCCUUGAAGUGGAGAAAACGGAGUGUAACUUUAGCCAAAUACUGUUAAUAGUUGGAAAAAUUAACUAACUCUUAUAUUUUUCAUAAUUGUCUAAUAAAAAUAUUACGUUUUGCACAAAAGACAAACAGUUCAAUAUUUUUUACUUCUCCACGACAUGUUAUGCGAGAUGAGAUGAUGAGAUGCGAGUUCUCAGGUAACGACUAUACUCAUACAUGCCCUUAUAAGAUAUAAUAUAACUAAUCAGAGGCAAUGAGAUUUAUACAUAGACAAUUUUACUACUUUCAAAAGAUUUGACAUAUAUUUCUAAUUUAACUUACAUUAUUUCACAAAUGUUAUAAGAACUAAAAAUAUUUUCGGGAUCUUUAAAAUACAACACGGGUAGCAAGAUAGCAUUCGUUCAUUCGCUAUGCAAAGUUUAUUAGUGGGACCGCUAAUCUUUACACUUUUGAUCUAUGUAUAUAUGUUAACUUAUGUAGUUUACAUCUAUACUUUUAUAUGAUUAUGUAAUUUUGAAAGAUCUUAUUCUUGUAUAGUAUAGUAAUAUAAUGAAAAGUUGAUCACUGUUAUCUCAAAACCACGUGUCAACAUAUUUUAUAACCAACCUAGAAUGUAAAUACUAAUUAUAGUAUAUAAGCUGUGACUGUGUUGGUGUUAGUUUUAAUCAAGUCAGAGAAUAUUGGUAUUGUUUUAUGUAUAAGGUUUAUUUUUAUAGCUUUGUCACUUAUAUAUCAUAGAUGAGUACCGCACUACAAAAAAAGCCAACUAUAUUAUCUUGGUCAGAGCCGUCUUAAGCUAUGCUGGGGCCUUUGGGCACUCAUGAAUUUGGUUCCCUUUUGCUAGAUAUUUUUUGGUUUAAUUUGGUAAAUUGUCGGUUCUUCGGGGCCCUCUUAGGAUGGGGCCCUGGGUACGUGCCCCAUGUGCCCUAUGGUAAUGAUCUCGGUGUGCGUGACAGCUACGCUUGAAACUCGACAAACGUCAUCCUACUGUACUAGUAUGCGUGUACGUGGCAAACAGUUGGCGGUAUAUCUAUACAUAUAAAUAAUCAAGGGCUAUAAAUAUUAUUAUUUUAUUGUAUCUUAUUCACAGGAACUUAAUCCUUAUUGUGUUGAGAAUAAGAGGUACAUUUGUAAAUAUGCUGCUGUGAUUUUACUAUUUGUACAUUGACAAUA